AUGAUGUGGCUUAGUGUCCUCGGAGCGUUAGCUCUGACGUGCAUAUGCGCUGUAGAGAGAGCGUUUGCGCGUAUGCCGGCUGAGAGGCCUCCCGCCCCGGUCCGGACAUUUACUGGGAAAAGCAAUAUGCGAGAGUAUAAGGUGUCCGUGGAGAGGGUGACCUUAGACCAACCCCACGAAGUCAACUUCCUUUGUGGUCAAAAUGAUGCCGCGCACUUUGGCGGAGAGUUUACGCUGUACCCCAGCGACCCCAUGACGAAAACCUUGUUGCCGCUCGAGGGUGACGACCUGGAGGACGCGAUCUCCAAGGAGGUCCUGCUGCGCAACAUUUCUCGCAGUACCAUGUUGCGCAUUCAGACGAGCAAUCACCGGGGUCCGGGCAGCUUCGUGAAGGUCAUGUACCCCGUCAACGCCCUCAUCAUGGCCAAAGACCCUCAGAACUUCAGCCUCAACUACGCCUGCAAGUACCAGCCCCGUGAUAAGAGCCAGCCACCCUUCUACCGCUGGCUCGAGGUCAAGUUCAAAUACGUUUAUCCCAUGGCCUACGGAUGCGAAAGCGGAAACGACAUGCUCUUCAAGAACUCGGUUCCACGAUUGAGGUCUUCCAAGAACGGCAGGAUAUCAUUUUGCAAGUUAAAGCCGGAACCUGGAAUGAUUUUUGGAAUAUAUUGUAGACCAAAUGAACACGUUGAGCCGCCAAACUGUUUCACCGACAAACAAUUUGAGGAACUUGGCGACGAGAUAACUCCUCUAACACUACCCAACAUGGAAGUAUCGGGUAACCCCAAAUACACUGUUCCCGCUAGACUCAAACUAUUCAGAAUAUCGGAAAAUGGGCUCAGUAAAGAUCUGAAUAUGGUAUGUCACUGCCGGGGCUGGGGUGGUAUUCCAGCUUAUCUCUCUCUGCGCCACGUGGUCGAUGAAGUGAUCGAUAAUGUCCGUUACAUGGGGCGCAAAGGAAUAAAGCCAAACAAACAAAUUUAUUUCAGGAUGCACAGCAUGGAGCCUAACCACACAUACAAAAUAAUUGCCCCACCCCUGGGCUGGUUUCACGUCGGAGAGUUAGGUUUGGUUGGCACAAGAUUAGCACCAAAUGAUCCUGAAAUCAAUACGUUCAAUGCUUCGCCGAUGGGAAAAAACAAGUCCAUCAAGUUGACAGACGUGGUUGGUUCGAAAGGAUUUGAGUUAACACUUAAAAACGACGGAUCACUCAACGAAUAUACGAUGAGUUACCCGAAAGCGGCCCCACUGGUUGUUAAAAAGGAAAUGCCUUUCAUAUAUUACGAUUGGGUAUUGAAAAGGUUUUUCGGAAUUCAAAACGUGGAUUGCAAUCUAAGGAAUCUUUAUCAUAUAAUGCCGACUGACCCUUACACAUACGGUUGUGGUGUGGACAGCUUGGAUCUGUUCCACAACGAGGGUUUUGAGCUGCAUCAGGGAAAUAACAAUGACGCGACCACGUGCAAACUAAACCCGAGCUUGGUGAGUCCCGUUGGGUUUUAUUGUCCCAAGGGAUUCAAGUUGGAGCCCGCUGACUGCUUCCGUGAGAUGCUGCACAAGGAGUCUGGCCGCGUUGUGCAGCUCGCCGACUACGCGCCGCACGCCAGGCCGCUGGACGGCACGUACAUCCGGGUGUUGGACUUCCACGUACCCCAGCGCAUGAGUCACCUAGUCAGGUACUCGAACGACGAGCUCUCGUGUCGGUGCCUCGACGCGCAGGGAAACGUACGCGCCUCCAUCACCCUCGAUCUGCGCAAGCCGACGGUCGAGGAAAAGGCUCCCGACACUUCGGCGCUCUCAUCACUUCCCGCAAAAUAG
Molecule: messenger RNA, 1815 nt
Organism: Babesia ovata
Lineage: Eukaryota; Apicomplexa; Aconoidasida; Piroplasmida; Babesiidae
Exons: 1
Coding region: 1-1815 (604 amino acids)
Source: RefSeq, a predicted model, not a curated record